Argiope bruennichi is the source of this 6290-nucleotide messenger RNA. Its product is annotated as cytochrome P450 4c3-like. NCBI's taxonomy places the organism in Eukaryota, Metazoa, Arthropoda, Arachnida, Araneae, Araneidae. The record is from RefSeq and is a predicted model, not a curated record. The transcript has 11 exons. Bases 543 to 2063 code for a protein of 506 amino acids. Gene Ontology annotation, molecular function: oxidoreductase activity, acting on paired donors, with incorporation or reduction of molecular oxygen; iron ion binding; heme binding.
AAAUGCUAUUUUUCAAAAGCUUAUAUCUGUCAAGAUUUUCAUCAAAAUUAUUUAAACUUGUUAUCGGCUAAUUUCAAUGCAAGAUAUCGAUUCAGCGAAAUUGCGAGAUAACAAUUCGCUGAAUUUUCAUGGUUAAUCAGUUCAUUGAUCAGUAUUUAAAAAAACCCUGUUAUUUUGAAUUAUUUCCAUCGAUAUUAAUUCUGUGAAAAUGAGAUAAUACAAAUACAGGAGUUAUAAAGGCACAUUCUCUCUCUCACUCUCUGGUUUUAGCAGUUGUUCUUUAUUCAGGGAUAACAAUCCAUUCCAGAGAUGCUGACAAAAUUUUAAAUAAUUCAAAAUAUUAGGAUAAAAUAUUUUGUUGAAACAAAGAAUAAAAAAGAAUCAAUCAUAUCUCAAUUAUUGGAUUUUUUUUUACUUCGAAAAUGAUUUAGAAUCUCAGGAACUUAUCUGAGUCGAUAAACCUGAUAAGAAAAGCAAUUUCAUUAAAAAAAAAAGAUCUUCACAAACUUUGCGAAACUCUGGCUUCUGAGUGACCAUCUAAAAUGUUUGUCCCCGUUGUGCUAAUUGGGAUUGCUUUUAUGAUGUUUCUAAAAUAUGCCUUUUACAGACAGAAAUACAACCAAGAAUUGCCAGGAAGACAGCUGAGAUUCUUUGAUGUUUUAGGCAACGUACCUGACAUUCCUUUCAAAGUACACAGAAAAUUAGGAUUAUCUUUCAAUGUUUCUGUUCAACAAGCCUUUGGUGGUUAUGCACGUUUAUUUCGAAAAGAGAAAUUGUUCUGCUUCUGGAUAAUUUACUUUCCUUUUGUCUUUCUUUUAAACGCUGAAGCAGUGGAGGCACUGAUUAAUGGAACUAAACACAUGGAAAAGGUGUGGUCAUACAAUUUUCUUCAUCCUUGGUUGGGCACAGGACUGUUGACUAGCCAUGGUUCCAAGUGGAAAUCUCGAAGGAAAUUAUUGACAGCCUCUUUUCACUUCGAUAUUUUGAAGGAUUUCCUGCCGAUUUUCAAUAAACAGGCACAAAUCUUGGCGAUGAGGUUAAAGAGGGACAUAACAAAGGAUUUUAUUGACAUUGUAACGCCUGUAACACUCUGCAGUCUUGAUAUUAUUUGCGAAACAACUUUAGGAGUCUCUAUUUCAGCACAAGAAAAUGGUGAAUCGCAGUAUGUGAAAUCAGUAAUGAGAGCAUCGGAUAUUGUUAUGGAGAGAAUGGCUAAUUGUUGGUUGUGGACAGACUUCAUAUUUCAAUUCACUAAAACCGGUAAAGAAUUCAAGCAUCAUCUACAAGUUCUUCAUGAAUUUACCCGAUCUAUCAUACGAGAAAAAAAGAAAAGGAUCCUUAGUGAAAAUCAUAACAAUCAAGGCAAACGUAAACGGAUGGCUUUGAUGGAUUUAUUGCUUGAACAUCACAUCAAAACCAAAGAUUUGACUGAAGAAGAUAUCAGAGAAGAAGUCGACACCUUUGCUUUUGAAGGUCACGAUACCACUUCUAUGGGCAUUUGUUGGGCCUUGUAUCUGAUCGGAUUACACAAAGACGUUCAGGAGAAAGUUCGCGAGGAGUUAAAUCAGAUAUUUGGAGAUGAUACCGAAAGAGACGUCAAUACGGAUAACCUGAAAGACAUGAAAUACCUGGAUUGUGUUCUCAAGGAAUCUCAAAGAUUGUUUCCCUCUGUGCCUGUCAUUGGAAGACAAACAAGCGAAGACACAACAAUUUGUGGUUAUCCAGUGCCUAAGGGAUGGUCCUGCGCAGUAUUGGUUUACGAAUUGCACAGAGAUGAGAGUGUAUUCCCAAAUCCUGAAAAAUUUGAUCCAGAUCGUUUUCUUCCAGAGAAUUCUCUUAAUCGUCAUCCAUAUGCCUACAUUCCCUUCUCAGCUGGCCCCAGAAAUUGUAUUGGUCAAAAAUUCGCUCAAAUGGAACAGAAAGUUAUCGUUUCUACAAUUCUGAGACAUUACGCCAUUGAAUCUUUGGACUCGAGGGACAAGCUUAUUAUUGUUCCAGAGCUCAUUCUCAGGCCUACUGGUCCUAUUAGAUUGAGAAUUAGACCAACCGAAAAACAACAUUGAAAAUAAAAUGGGAUAUGUGAAGAUGUCAUUUUUAAUGCGUAAUUCAUUAUGAAUAACUUUUAUUAUCAUGUGAGAACAUGAUGUUGUUUUGGUUAGUGGGUUUUGAAGCUCGAAAUCGCAAAGGCAAUGAAUAGAGCAUAAAUGGUAAUUUUCUACAUCAACUUUUAAUCGCAUAUAUUUUUUACCUGCUUUUACCAGUAUUGCAUUAUUAUUAUGUAUGCUUCUUUAAAAGCAGAUGCGUUUUUAAAAGGUUGACUUGCUUUUACCAGUAUUGCUUUAUUAUUAUGUAUGCUUCUUUGACAGCAGAUGCAUUUUUAAAAGGUUGAAGUAGAACUAUGACAUCAUAUCUUUUAUUUCAUCUCAAAAUUGGUCGAGCUCCUUUGUUUGCCAGCUAAUAUAUAUAAUAUAGUGAUAGAGACCGAUAGAGAAGUCUCAUGAUUGUUUCAAACCGGCUUAAACUGGUUAAUGACUUAAAUUAAUUAAGACAAAUAAUGAUUUAAAAAUAAUAAUGUUCUCACAUGAUAACUUAAAAUUUGAGAUCGUAGAUUUCAUUUUAAUUCUUAUUAUUGGAUUUAUUUUUGUACUUUCGUAGUUGACAAGAAUUAUGUUCUUUUUUAUUUAAUUUUACUAUAUGUUAUUUAUAAACCUUUUGUAUGUAUAAAAAGUUGAUACUCUAAUAUUUUAUUUAGCAAUUUGAUAUUUUUUGUUUUGUUUUAGAGAACAACAACAAAAAAAAUAAUAGUUCUCAUAUUCAUCACACUAGCAAUCAUAUUAAUUUUGAACAUGUUUUUAUGUAUAAAUGGGUACCUCUUUCAAAGUACUGAUAUUUGAUCAUACAAUAUACUAUGUACAUUAAAAAGAAUUUAAAUUUUAUUACUAAUUUAUAUCUGUUGUAAUUUCAAUAUGGGAUUAAUACUUGAGUCCAUUAGAACAUUAAUUAUUUAUAAACGGCAGUCAGUUACUAUUGUAUAGCCAUGAUCCAGACUGUGCAGGCACAAAGGUUAUGCUCUAUGAAUGCGACGAAAUUCUUUUCAGCUUGCUCUCGCUAUAAAUAUCAGAAUUAGAGUUCAUGUCUCGAAAUCUAGAGGAGAUAUUGAAAGAAUACUGAUACUGAAAUCUAAAAGCAAAAGAGUGAAAAUAUUAAUGGAAAAGAUAACUUUGCACACGGGUGCUAAAAAUGGUACAUCAGCAAUAUUCGUUUAUUUGUUCACUGUUUUAAGCACUAAGUCGCAUUAAAUGAGCAACUAUUUGUUAUUGAGUCAAAUCAUUGGCUCCAUGCUCUUAAUGUGCAUCUGAAAUUUUGGCUGAAUCUCCCAUUGAACAUUUGGCAGCACGUCAGGUGUCACACCAUCGAAGAUCCUGAAAAUGUUGUUGGUCUGGUUUCACACACUUAUUCUCCGGGAUAUCUUUAUAUUGAUUGAUAGGUUUAUAAAACGGCAGUCUUUGCAUUCUUAAAUUUAAUUUUCACAAAAGAUCCGAAAAUUUAGAUUUUUGGUGAGCCAAAAAUCUUCCAAAUUUAACUCACCUUAAGAUCCUUGAUUUAGAAAUAUUUGAUUAAGAUUAAUUGUAAUCACAUGCAAUAAGCUUUUAAUAAGAAGUGAAAAUAGCAAAUGAUAAAUCAAAUAACAUUUUAGACUUAAAGUGAACAAAAUCUGAAAAACAACAAAAACAGCAGCAGCAGCAACAACAAAAAUAAUAGCAUUAUCUUCAACAUCAAUAACAAUAACAACAAUAUCAACAUCAUCAACAAUAAUAAUAAAACAACUGUGCUGCCUAAAACUAUUUAGAGAAGUUUAUCAUGAAAACUCGUAAUAAUGUUGUUUUCCAAAAUGUUUUAUAUUAUUUUAGACCAACUGGUUCAUUUAAAAUAUUGGUUGUGUACAAUUUCUAUUAAAUAUUUUAUGCAGAAUUUAAUUUUUAUUCUUUCUUUCAACAAAAUUCAAGCAUCAAAUUAUAAUAGAUGUUAAGCCUUGUUAUUUUAUUAGAUUAUAAACUGUUCUGUUUAUCUAGUGAAUGAAUCUCUCUAAUGGAGUUAUAAAUUCCAUAGCACCAGAGUACCAUGAAAAACUUAAAUAUCAGUAUAAUCUGUUUAAAAUUGCACGUUGUCUUUUUGGUUAAUGUAAUUUCGCUUUCUGAUUCUUCAUGAAAAUUUCCCAGAUAAUGAGCACAAUAUUUUUUACACUGCUUUCAGUAAUGAAAGAAAAUUACACGAUUAAAUAUUUCAUGAAACAGUGAAAAUGAUUUGAAUUUUAUUAGAACAAAUGUCAACUAUUGUUUAAAAAUUUUUUAAAAAAUUACCAAAAUAUAGAAAAAAAUCCAGGAUAAUUAAAUUGAUGCAGUCAAAAAGUAAAAUUUUAUGUUUUAAAACAGUGUUGAAGCCAAUAUAUUAACAUAUGUAAUAAUACUUUCCUGGGCUAUUGAAAUUAAACAUUAAAAAUCUCGCUCAGUAUUUAAAUAAAUAAAACCCUAAUUAAAAUUCCCCCUCUCCAUAAAAAUCGUUCCAAAAUGCACAUUUCGAAAAACAUUUAUGAAUCUAUUUAUAGAUUUGUAAAUUAUAUAUUUAAAGCAAACCUAUCCCAAAUUUGGUCUCUCCAGGUCAAACGAUUUGAAUUAUAAAACGCCAACACAAGUACGUUCUCCAUCAUUAUCAGAAAAGAUAGAUAUUAAAACAAUAUUGAAUGCUUUUUCUUAUCGACCAGAUUUUACAUUCUUAGCAAUAAAUUCAAUCGACCGAUCAGUAAUCUUUAUCAAACUUUUAAGCUUUUUGACCUUCCUCAAACAGCGGGGCUUUCGAUUUGACAUGUUGCGUUUUAAGAUUUACAAUUCAACGGAGAAAAUCAAAAAUGAAGUUGGAUCGUUUCCUUUUGAAAAACUGUAUCCAAAUUUGGUAGAAAUUUAUAAAUUUCAUAUCCAGACAGUGUAUCAGAUUUUAUCCUUCUGGUCCAUUAUGUUUUUGAAAUAUCACGAUCAAGACAUUAAGAAACUGAAAUAAUUUUGACGAGAGGGAAUAUUCUCGCAUAAAAUAUGUUGUAUUCUUUCUAAAAAAAAGGGUGUCAUACCUCCAUCUAUUCCUUCUUGCAGUGAAAAGUGUAGACCUUCGGAAAGGCUGGAAGUGUUACGAGAUUUUUUUUUUUACUUUGGGAAUAAAAGACUAAAACAAAGUAGAUAAAUACAACAAAUGCGGGUGAGAUCUCUUUCCUUCUUUCAAGUUCUGUGACGCAAAAUGGGACGUUUUUACUUUGGAGCUUAAUAAAGCUCAAGGAGCAUGCACAGAGUAUUUGGAGGCCUUUGUUUUAACCGAUGUAUUCCAAAAUUUGAUACAGACAUACAAUUUUGGUCAGAAAAAUACAUAACAGAUUUUAUUAAUUUACUUCAAUUUAAAAAUCACGUUCACAUACAUAGUAAAAUUAAACCGACAUUCAUUCCGCUAUGGUUAAUUUAAUCCAAAAUUUGAUGCAUUUUUCAAUCUUAGAAUUAAAAAAAGAGAGUUCUCUUGGAUGUUUUUUGAUUUAAAUAACUGAUAUUUACAUAUUAGUAUUAAGAUUCCAUAUUAAAUUAUAUCUAUCUAGUUCACUGUGUUUUUAAGCUAUCGUUCUUACAGACAGUAGAAUAAUUAGACAAAAAGCAUUUUAAACAUAUAUUUUUCAAAUUUAAGGACUUAUUUAAGACAGGGAGAUUACAGAAAAUUUCGAGUUCAAAUUCCUUGCAUAUUACAAUACUUCCAAAUUCCAUAGUCCAUCCAUAAUUUCUGUAUGUAAAUUCCCAAUAUUGAAGUAUAACACGAAGUCUAUUUUAGGAAAAAUCCAUAAUUCUGAGUCACGGUCAAAUGCAGAGGACAUCUAAACUAUUCAUAGAGCACCAGUUGGAAAAAUAAUAUCUCUGUUGCAUCAGAUUUAGUCGUGCACCAGACCUACAUAAAUUACGAGUCUUUAUUGGGAUCGAAUUUGGAUUUGGAAACUAUCAAGGGCCGAAGCCGAGACCUUACCACUAGGCCUCUGUGGCACUGUGUGUAUGAGGAAUUAAACCGAAUUUCCUUUUAAAAAAUAUAAAAUAAUAAUAAUAGAUUUUUUCCCCUCAGAUUUCAUGACAUUAUUUUAUUAUCAAUUCUGAGAAUAUUUUUUUAUUGCUGUAGGAAACUGAAACCAUAUAGAGAUAUUUUUAUCCAUUGAAAAUUCUAUGUUCUGAAGGAUAUCAAAAGAAAUGUAUUUAUCCGUCAGUAUUUAAGUA